UAUUUAUUUAUAACUGUAUAUACGCAUUCAUACACAUAGCUCCAAAGUGGCCGUCACCAUGGAGAGAGCUUGCUGUAGAAAAUUAUUUUUUAAUUCGAUAUUGUUGCAUUAGUUCAGUGAAUAUUGGAUCUUAAUUACGUUCAUCAAAAAAAGCAAGAUUGGUUUUCAAUAAGGCUAAGAUGCGAGUACGUCGCAUUGUCCGCUUUGGACAAAAAACGAGAAAUAAUAUAUUUUUUUAACUUAUUGUUUUUUCAACAUUUCAGGAUGAAUGGAGGAAUGGAGCAUAAAACUCCAGGGCACAAUGCUGCGCUCCAUAAAGCACCUAAAAAUUAUAAGUUGCUCAUGGACCCAUUUCUUAUGAAAGGAGCAACAAAAUUGUACAGAUAUGAUGGAACUGUUCCUGGGGACACAACAUAUCCGCCUGUGCAGUGUCGAGAUCCUCGCUCCCAGCUUUCGAGAAUAUGGAACAGAUUAGAACCAGCUGAUUUACCAAUCCCUAGAUUUAAGAUAGACAAAAAUUAUGUUGGAACACCUCCCCAACUUGAAGUUACUCUAGCCAAUUUAAAUGACAAUAUUGACAAAGCGUUUCUCUCAGACAUGAUGCACAAAGUUGGGGCUUAUGAGGAAUUAACUAUAUUUUACCACCCUGUCACGAACAGGCAUCUAGGAUUUGCUAGAAUUGUCUUCCAAGAUGUUAAAUAUUCUAAGAUAUGUAUUGAGAAGUAUAAUGGAAAAUCAGUUAUGGGUCAGGUAUUGGAUGUAUUCCAUGAUCCUUUUGGGAAGCGGUGUCAGGAGAUGUUCGAAGACAAGACAAUGGAGAAGAAGCCUCAGCCAGUAGUGCCAGUGCAGCCUCCGCUUGAGGACGCAAGGAUAGCAAAGGUUGAUCCGGCGCUAAGUAAGCGGUUAGAAGAUACCAAGCUUACUGACAAGGUUGACCACAUGAAAGACCCAUUUCCACGAAAAGAGACGGAGCAUAGCGACAGCAACCAGAGGUGGUCUGACGAUGAGAGGCACGAGCAUCGUCACCGACACCGCAGCAGGGGCGAGCGGGAUAGAGAUCGCGAUCGGGACCGAGAGAGAGAUAGAGACAGCCGACGUUGCAGACGGAAAUGUAGAAGAAGACACCGGGAGCGCUACUCUCGCAGCACGAGCGAGGCCACGGAUAGUCCGUAUGCGGCCUCGAGUCACGCCGCUACUGAUGUCAGCUUCACGCCCGCGCCGCAGGCAUACGACCCUUACUACCAGCAGAGCUACGCGUACGGGUACGGCGCGGGCGCCACGCCCGGCGGCUCCGGCAUGUGGUGGGGCGACUGGCGGCAUCCGCACGCGCAUCCACACCCACACUUGGAGCGGCGCUCGGGCGCGGGCGCCACGCCGAGCGCGGCCGCGACGGCGACGCCGACGCCGACGCCGACGCCGGUGUGGGCGGCGCCGGCCACGCCCGCGGCGGCGGCGGCGCGCGACUCGCCCGCGCCGGCGCUCGACCGACCCAAGGUCAUUGACCCGCCACCGACACCGAUUAACAAACCGCAAAAGGCACUGUACAUUUAUCUUUCCGCAACUGCUGGAUGCUCGCACUGGACGAUACGCUGUCGUGAUUGCUCUAUUGUAGUGAUUGGCUAUGCUAGCGCUAUAUGUUUGCCACCAGAAGAGGCGGAGGCGCCGGCGCCGGAGCCGCGGCCGCCGGCCGAGGCGGGCGCCGAGCCCGAGAAACCGCCGCCGCCGGCUGAUGAGCCCAAGAAUGUUGAUCUCGAUACUAGAAUAGCACUGCUGCUAAAAGGCGGCGGCGGCGGCGGGCUAGCUCCGCCGUUCCUGUCCCUCGGCAUAUCCUCAGAAGAAGAAGACGACCAUCUCCCGCCCGUGCCUGACCUUGAUGCACCUCAACCGCCAUCUGACGACGAAGGUUCCGGCAGUGAAGACCGAGGGAGCAUAGUUUCAUUUAACCAGAACAAGGAGCCCGAGCCGGAGCCGCUCUCCACGACGCCGUCCCCUUUCCUGCAGAGGGACUUCUACCUGGAAUGCCUCAAGUCUACCAUCGAAAAGAGAGCAAGAGAAGCGGAGAGAAAAAAGUUUCCAGCGAUGGACAAAAUCGGAUCGGACAUCUCAUCCUCAGAAGACGAGUUGUUAACUGGCGAGGAGCCUAGGCGUUCCCCCGCCGCGCCCCCGAACCAGGACAAUUUAGACGACGACCAGAUGUCCCUAUCGUCGCUGUCGUCGACAGAGGCGAAGAUCGAGGAGCAGGUGCCGGCGGAGGCGUACUUCUACCCCGCGGCGCCCGCGCAGCCGCAGUACUACCACCCCCCCAUGUGGCCGCCCACCGCCUACCCUCCGCCGGGCUACGCGGGCGAGCUGGCGCUGCCGUACGGCGCGGCGUUCGCGGGCCCGCCGCUGCUGGCGCAGCCCUACCAGCCCUUCGUGGACCAACCGCCCGCGCAGCAAGAGUUAGACAACCCGUACUUCCCUACAAUAAACUCCGUGAUCGACCGAGUCACCGCGGAGCUGAAGGCGAUCCUGAAGAAGGACUUCAACAAGAAGAUGAUCGAGAGCACCGCCUUCAAGAACUUCGAGCAGUGGUGGGACGAGCAGAGCAGGAAGACCCGCCAGGCGCCGAAAAAGGAGGAUGCCGCGCAACCGUUACAAGACAUCUCCAACAAGAAGGAAGACACGCUAGACUCGAUCAAGUCUCUAAUGGAGUCGCGCGACAUCGCGCUGGAGCUGGGCGGGUACACGGCGGGCAUCGGGCUCGGCCUGCGCGCCGCCAUCCCCAAGAUGCCGAGCUUCCGCCGCAAGCGCAAGAUACCCUCGCCCGUCCUCAUGGACGAGGACUCCUCCAAGAGGUUGAGCGACCAGGAGGAGAUGGUGCAGAACUCGGACGAGGAGAAGGAACUGCCUGCAAGCCCAAGAACACGCACGCAGGGCUCGUAUCUGUCGCGCCAACGGCGGCAGUCCAGCAGCUCGUCCAGAUCCUCAUCGUCAUCGUCGUCGCGGUCAUCAACAUCGUCGGCGUCGGAGGCGGAGCCGGAGACCAAAGGGCCCGCGCCGCGCCUCUACUCCGACAGCGACGACGACUCGGAUCUCGACGAGGCGGAGGUUAACGUGAGUAUACACUCACAGCUCAUCAUCAUCAUCAACAUCGUCGGCGUCGGAGGCGGAGCCGGAGACCAAAGGGCCCGCGCCGCGCCUCUACUCCGACACUCAUCAUCAUCAUCAACAUCGUCGGCGUCGGAGGCGGAGCCGGAGACCAAAGGGCCCGCGCCGCGCCUCUACUCCGACAGCGACGACGACUCGGAUCUCGACGAGGCGGAGGUUAACUUCAAGGUUGUGUCGAACAAGGAGCGGCUGCGGAGAGUUUAUUCUUCAUCCUCAGACAGCGAGGAGGAGAAGCAGAGGAGACGAGAAACAACUCCGAUACCCGACGUGCAAGCGGACGACGAGCGGCUCGGCUCCCCCAUCCUGUCGCCCGAGGAGGAACCACGGGACACGCUGCUCGACCGCGUCUACUCCGACUCCGAUGAGGAGCGGGAGUACCAGGAGAAGCGACGGCGGAACACGGAGUACAUGGAGGAGAUCGAGCGCGAGUUCCUGGAGGAGCAGCGCAAGAACAUGGAGACGGACCAGCGGCCGCCGGACAAGCCGCCCGACACCAGCAAAUCCGAAGACCGCAGCAGUCCAAUUAAGAACCAUCGCAAAAGCCCAGAAAAGAAGCAGGAGAUCGAAGACGGCGAGAUCACGUCCGAGGAGGAGAACCUCCAGGCGCGGCGCAAGCGGGAGCGCAAAGAGAGAAAGGGGAAGAAGAUGGAGAAGAGAGAGCGGGAGAGGGAGAAGGGUGACAGAGUCGAGAGGGUGGACAGAGUGGAGAGGUUGUCCGUCAGCGACAGCAACACGGAGUCGGCGGUCAGCGUCAACGGGAUUAAAGAGGCACUGUCGUCGCCAUCGUCAUCACCGGUGUCGCAAGCGUCGCAGGCGUCGCAGGCGUCACAAGUGGCGCUCGACCACUCCUACUGCCGCCCACCGCCCGACCUCGACCACGCCAACCACCUGCAGCAUGACCACGGUUACACGUGGAUGGCGGAGCCGGAGGUGUCGCCGCCGCCGCUCGACGCGACCAAGCCCAAGAAGGAGACCACGAGGCCCUACAAGAGGAAACACGAGACUAAGAAGCUAGUCGAAAUACAAAACAAACUCGACACCCGCGAUGAUCUCUCACAUGCGGUGGUGUCUGAUGUGACGUUCAAGCCGCGCGACAUAAUGGCGGAGAUGCAGGUCAUGUACGAGUUCCUCACGCGCGGCAUCGACCGCGAGGACGUGCAGUACCUCAAGCGGGCCUACGAGGCGCUGCUGGCCGAGGACGCGCAAGGCUAUUGGCUGAACGAUACGCACUGGGUGGACCACCCGCCCACCGACGUGUGCUACAGCCCGCCCAAGAAGAAGUCCAAGCGGCACAACAACAUCUACGAGGAUCUACAGGGGCACUCGUCGGGGUCGGCGCGCACGGAGGGCUACUACAAGAUGGACGCGCGGCUGAAGGCCAAGUACAAGUACCACCACGGCCUCGCCGCGCCGCUGCCGCCCGACGACAAGAAGGCCAGCAAGAUGCAGACCCAGUCCCGCGAGGCCCGCUCCAACCAGCGCCGUCUGCUCACCGCCUUCGGUACGGAUACGGAUUCCGAUCUAUUGAAGUUCAACCAGCUCAAAUUCAGAAAGAAGCAGCUAAAAUUCGCCAAGUCUGGCAUCCACGACUGGGGAUUGUUCGCACAGGAGCCGAUAGCGGCAGACGAGAUGGUGAUAGAGUACGUGGGGCAGAUGAUCCGGCCGAUCGUGGCGGACGUGCGCGAGGCGCACUACGAGGCCACCGGCAUCGGCUCCUCGUACCUGUUCCGCAUCGACCUCGACACCAUCAUCGACGCCACCAAGUGCGGCAACCUGGCGCGCUUCAUCAACCACAGCUGCAACCCGAAUUGCUACGCGAAGAUAAUCACGAUAGAGUCUCAAAAGAAGAUCGUCAUCUACUCAAAGCAACCGAUCGGAGUAGACGAAGAAAUCACGUACGACUACAAGUUCCCACUCGAAGACGAAAAGAUUCCUUGUCUGUGCGGUGCGCCGCAGUGUCGCGGCUUCCUCAACUAAAGGCCCCUCCACACUCGUGCGCGAGUCACGGCGCGAAACCGCGAACGCGAGUGUGGCGUCGAUUUCGCAGAUUGUUCACACCUUCGCGCCUUGUUCCCUGCUUUUUGUCGGUUCUUCGGCCCGCGUCAAAGGAGGCGCGAAGCGCGAACUUGCAAGACUCCACAUUACACACUAUUUUGGCUCAUCAGUGGAAAGAUAAAUAUUAAUUAUAUUAUGAUUAUAUUGUAUUAAGCGCCUAUAUUUUACGGUUUUGCAACAAAACAAAUUGAAAACAGCUAAAUCAAGUAUGAUGCCGCGAUUAACUAACAAUUAAACUCGAUCAGCUGAUACUUCUCCGCCAUCUUGCCGCAAACCAAACUGCCAAAUCGCCGUGAAGUUGUGCGAGUGUGGAGUCAUACGUCAACGUCGCGAAUGUUCUCUCCGCGAAGUCGCGCCGCCGAAUGUGAAUACGCACAUAGUCUGGAGGGAGCUUAAGAAACGUAGGGUGAUGACGUAAGGCGAAUACAAUCAAACAUAAAACAAUAACUCUACAAUGAUAUUUCAUUCUCUCGCCGAUUGAAAAGCGCAACGCAGCGAGAUCUGAAUGUCCCAUGUCCGCACACUUUGGUUUAGAUUAAAUGUGAUUGCCAGGAUACUGAUUGUUUACCUCUUCGACAUGAAUAUUAAACUUUUGGACGCCAAUGACGGAUAUAUCGGCACCGCAUGUCCUACGCCAAAGACGGAUUAAUCGGUUCCUACGUGCGUGUGCAUAAAGUUCAAUUUCAGUUUUGACACUUCGUUGACGUGGCGUCCGAGUGACAGCUUUUGUUUGACACGGCGUCGAAAAGGUUAAUGAGAAAGUCUUGGUCUAAAGAACGCAAACAUUAUUUUUCUAGACAUAGGUUGGUUGCGUAAAAGAAUGAAGUUCUGUAAUUUCUUGUCGAUUGUUGAAAUAUGUAAUAAUAGGGUUAUUUAUUAUAAUGUCAGUGCGACAAAAAAAAAGAGAUUGAACACUACACACUUGGGCAUUGACUUAAUGGUUAUUGAAUUGAAUUAAAUCAAUGUUCAAGUGAAAUCUAUGGCAAUAUCAUCUUCCAUCAAAGGCUGGAGCUUCUCAGCGGUUUCUGAAACCGCCUCAAAUAAAUAUGAUUUUUAUAGUCUUUUUGUAUAAAGUAAUAUAGCAGUGUGGUCGUAAAGUAUGAAUCAGAAUUUGUUUUUUCUUAUUGAAUGCGUUAAGUCCAGUGCAACUCAAUGUAUGUAAUUAAUAAUCUGAACCAUUGUAUUAUAAGAUGCUGUUUGACUGAGCCUCAAUUAUAAUUCUCUAGAAUUAGAAUGUGUGCUGCAGUGUGCUAGGUGUGUACAUUAAUUGUGAAUAAUAUGCCGUUGACAGAUAUGUAGUACACUUUACAAGUACAUGAAAUAAAUCUUAAUGAAGUUCUAUAACGACUGGGGAACGUAAUAUUGUGUAACUGUCUAUUCAUCUGUGAAAUCAAUAAGACUUCAGCAUUAACUAUGCGUCUGAUAAUAUUGUAUUUAAUUGGACAGUGAACUUGCAGGUUUCUAGUUGCACUUAUGUAAUGUAAAUGUUUAAGAUUGUAAAUAAAGAUUUUAACAAUUUUA
Molecule: messenger RNA, 6726 nt
Organism: Cydia strobilella
Lineage: Eukaryota; Metazoa; Arthropoda; Insecta; Lepidoptera; Tortricidae
Gene: Set1
Product: histone-lysine N-methyltransferase SETD1
Exons: 32
Coding region: 265-5127 (1620 amino acids)
Cellular component (GO): Set1C/COMPASS complex
Molecular function (GO): RNA binding; protein binding; histone H3K4 methyltransferase activity
Source: RefSeq, a predicted model, not a curated record